AUGGAGAACGGCUCCAUGCAACUGAACCUCUCCCAGGAGCUGAGCGGUCUGGAGCUGAAGCAGUACCUGUCGGGCUCCGACGUCCUGCACCAGCUCAUGUUCUCCACCGUCAUGCUUCACUGGUACCUCUACCGCGAUGGCCCUACCGGGACCAAAAAGGAGAUGGAGUUCGACACGUGGCAGCGGCAGAACCACGGCAUUGAGACAAAUGGCACGAAUGUGCCGGACCACGUGCAGCAGCAGGUGUACGCACUAGUGAACAAGGCCUUCAUCCCCGAGCUGGCCGUCGCCUCGGCGCAGAAGAAGCCCGAGGGGGGGCCGGACGAGGGAGGUGGCCCUGGAGAAGUGGCACCCGAGAGGCCCAUGGCGCCACUGCUUGCUCCUUUCGCGGCUGCUGAAGGGUGGGCGCAGAUCGUUGGCGGCGGGUUUCCGAAGCCCAGUGGUGCAGCUGGAGUGCAAACAGUCACGUACUCGCACGUCUCCAGCAUCUUCAGCGAGGUGACCCAGGGCACCUCAGGCUUGGUGCGCAGCCCCUUGGCAGCCAGCACGACCGACCUGGGCAAGCGCUCGCCCACGGGUGUGGAGGCUGUGCCGGGCACGAGGAUGGUCAAGCGGGACGACUUCGCGUGGCUGUCUGUGGUCUACACGCUCCUGUUCUUCGCCGCCCAUCCUCAGACCGGGGCCCCGUAUGCCUUCAUCGAGCUCAGAAAGGUCAACAUCUCACAGAUGGACGAAGGUAACCAGGAGCUUACCCUGGUGGGAGUCGCGGACCCAGAGGACCAUGAACCAGACUAUGUCACCGGCGGGGCGGCGCCCUCCCGGCGCAGCCGCGACCGCUCCAGCGAGGCUGGGGGAGGGUCUGCGCCGGUCGGCAUCGUCCUCCUCCUUCCGGAUGGGCGCUGGCAGGAGCUGAGCAUGCCCAAGCUCGACCUCCGCUUUCCUUCGGCAGAGAGCCUGAAGAUGUGGUCGAAUCAGAUCAUGGCCGGGAGCCAAGGGCGCACCAGUCGACCUUCCGCCGGUUCGGUUUCCGCUUUGCAGCGGAUACAGGCGACCUGA
This is a messenger RNA of Symbiodinium natans, 1056 nucleotides long. The record is from the annotation of a GenBank genome assembly. NCBI's taxonomy places the organism in Eukaryota, Dinophyceae, Suessiales, Symbiodiniaceae.